CAACAUCAACAAGAUAACAGGAUAAAACUCUGAUGCUACAAACACAAAACCUCCAUUCCUUCUUGUUGUGUAUCCUCGUCACUCCUUCGUAUCACGCACAACAACAACAAUAAUGGCUUCUCUGCUCUCACCACCCAAUUUCGUUUCCCUCACAACCCCACCAACAUCAAGUUCCUCAACUCACAUCAUCUUGAACUUGAGACAGCCCCUUCUCAAGUUGGUGCCUUCCCUAGCUGUUGGAACUCUCACACACCGUUUUCGGAGACCCUUUGCCGUUGUGGCUGAAGAAGUUGCGGUCACCACGCGUGACCCCAACUCCGAGGCUGCAAGGAGGCUCUACGUUGGCAACAUUCCUCGCACUGUCACCAACGAUGAGCUUGCAAAGAUUCUUGAAGAGCAUGGUGCCGUUGAGAAAGCACAGGUUAUGUAUGAUAAAUACUCUGGAAGGAGCCGUCGCUUUGCAUUUGUUACGAUGAAAACUGUUGAGGAUGCAAAUGCAGUAAUUGAGAAACUUAAUGGCACUGAAAUUGGAGGGCGUGAGGUUAAAGUAAACAUAACUGAAAAACCUUUGACCACAGUAGAUUUACCAUUACUCCAGGUUGAGGAAUCAGAAAAUAUUGACAGUCCCCACAAGGUAUAUGUGGGAAAUCUAGCCAAGACAGUAACAACUGAUACUCUUAAAAGCUUUUUUUCUGAGAAGGGAAAAGUUCUUAGUGCUAAGGUUUCCCGGGUCCCUGGGACCUCAAAAUCCAGUGGGUUUGGUUUUGUUACUUUUUCAUCAGCUGAGGAUGUAGAAGCUGCAAUAUCAUCUUUCAACAAUUCUUUGUUAGAAGCGCAAAAAAUUCGUGUGAAUAAGGCGUAGAGAAUUGACAAAGUUGCAGAGCAUGUUUGAUCAAGUGUCCUCUUGCAGGAAGAAAGUUUACUUUGUGUGAAGCUGAAAUCACAAACAAAUUCCCUAGUUUCUUUUAUAGCACAAACCCAAUCAUAUCUCGUUGAUAAGGCUGUAAGAGAUGUGUGAGAGUAAUGUAGUCGUUAAUGCUUAUCUUGCAGGCAUUGCACCUUUAGUUCAGGAUAUUGGGACCUCACUACUUUCUUCAUGAUUAUGUUGCUCCUUUUUUCUCUGCUUCAAUGUGGAUAGUCUUGUUGUCGUAUGCAUGUAUGUAUUCCAUUCCAAUUUUUUGUCUGAAUUUG
Gastrolobium bilobum is the source of this 1191-nucleotide messenger RNA. Its product is annotated as small ribosomal subunit protein cS22. Gene Ontology annotation, molecular function: mRNA binding. NCBI's taxonomy places the organism in Eukaryota, Viridiplantae, Streptophyta, Magnoliopsida, Fabales, Fabaceae. Gene Ontology annotation, cellular component: cytosol. The transcript has 4 exons. The coding region runs from base 113 to 862 and encodes 249 amino acids. The record is from RefSeq and is a predicted model, not a curated record.